CAACACGUCCCUCUCCCCAUUGAUGCACCCCAACGCACACACAAUCAUCCGCAAACACCACCAAAAAUGAGUCGUCAAAUAGAAUUGGCACUCGUGUCGAUGCUUCCGACCUAUAACAAAGAUCUACCUCCUCAGCUAGUCGAUCUUGCGGGUUCACUACUUGCUCAGUCUCGUUCCAAGGCCAGCACUCUCAAAGCCGAAGAAGAGAUUGCCCGCCAAUAUGCAUGCGCAAACAUUGCUUGCGAAAGACUCAAAAUUGUCCUCGAUCUACCAACCAUUGAACCACGACCACCAAUCCCUCCCCGUAUCUACAAGAAGCUCUAUCAACACCUCGACAAUAUUCUUCCCAAUGCAGCAGGCAGCAGACGAUCGUCUAUGAGAACACGAACCUCACUGCCAGCCCCUGUAGAAUUUUCUACGGCGCCCAACUCCGAAGCACGCCCCAUCCCGUCAAGAGCCACACCCACGAAAGAGAAAGCCUUGGCUCAAUUCAAAACGACUGACGGCACUCCCUCAAGGAAGCCAUCCACAAAAAAGGACGAUACAGAAACCCUCCGAGACGGCUUACACCCGUGGAUAGCACCCGCUAUCCGAUUCAUGUGCAGUGAAAGUGAUAACAAACGGAUUGCUCCUACAGUGUUGGCGGGAGCAGAGAUUAUCGCCUGCCCUGGUGGCCGCAAGACGGAAGACGCCUGGGUCAACGAGCACCCCACGGAGAUGCUGGUAGCCAUUGUGCACGCCGUUUUCAUUCAACUUGCUUUAUUGACGUCAACAGACUCGGAAGAAGAAGAUUUAUAUACGCCGAUGCGUAAAACGGUCAUGGAGCUGCUCAACCGUGCCCGCUCAGAAGCCGUCUUCAUCGGCAUGGAAGAAGACGGUGCAUGGGACGGCUGGGUAAAGCUCAAAGUAAAGGAUUUCGACGAGGCUACAGCGUAUGCUAAAGCAGCCGGCUGGUUUGACAGCGAUUGGUUUCGAAACAUUGUCGACGUAGUCAGCUCAGGCAACAACGGAAAGGAUGCCAUGGACGUUGAGGAUACGGAAAUAGCCGCUGCAGGACCAGGCCGACGAGCCGACACCAUGUUCCAGGAGCGGUACGACUAUCUAAGCGAAGCCAGAAUCAUAGACUACAAGGUGUGGAAGGCAACACAGCUGGACCGCAUCUCUCAAGCCAUCGCUGCAGGUGCCGGCAACGCCAUGGACAUUGACUCGUAGGCGUCUAUCCGUCACCGCCCAGUCACACCUCUAUAUGAUUUACGAAAUAAUGAAUAUUCACAAAAGAAAAACUACACCCAUUGAUACUAAUAGACGUCGUGAUUAUAAACUUUACUACAAUAGACUACAUGAUGCAUCUAACCAAUCUUACCCUGGACAACAGGGUGGCCAGCACUCAGACCACCAUCCACGGCCCAGGCCUGACCGUUGACGUAGCUGCUCUCAUCGCUGCCGAGGAAGAGGGCGACACGGGCAAUCUCAUCAGCAUGGCCACCACGGCGCAACGGGUUCAGCUGACCAAUCUUCUUCUCGGUGCCUCUGGCGCGGGCAGAGGUGUAAACCUGUUCAGUCAUGCCGGUCUCAAUCAAGCCGGGGCAGAUGGCGUUGAUACGGACUCCAGUUCCCGCAAGCUGGUAAGACACAGUCUGAGCGAGCGAUACAACGGCUGCCUUGGAAGCCGAGUAGGGUGUCGAGCCAGCGUUGGAGCGGAUACCGGCUACGGACGCGGUGCCGAUGAUGCUGCCGCUGGCCUCGGGCUUGUCGUCGCUAGUCUCCAUCAUGGCAGGGGCGGCGUACUUGGCAGCAAGAAAGACGCUGAGCGAGUUGACCUUCAUAAUGUGCAUGAACUCGGCGGCGUCAAAGUCAGUGAAGAGCGAGGGCUUGCCUGCAACACCGGCAUUCGCAAAAAAGACGUCGAGGCGCUUGUAGCGCUUCAUGGCGUCGUCAACAACCUGCUUGACAUGCUCCUCGUUGGAGGCAUCGAACUUGCGGACGUGCACAUCGACAGACGGGUAGGCGCUGUUGAUCUCCCUCUUGUGCUUUUCGAGGUUGGAUGCGUCA
Molecule: messenger RNA, 2052 nt
Organism: [Torrubiella] hemipterigena
Lineage: Eukaryota; Fungi; Ascomycota; Sordariomycetes; Hypocreales; Clavicipitaceae
Source: the annotation of a GenBank genome assembly